AUCUCCCCCUUUCCUUUUUGUUGGCUUUUCUUGCUUCUCCGGUAAUGACUUGCCAGUUUUGACGAGGCGUUCGAUCGAAUGGCCUCGUCCUCCUCCUCCGGCCGUCGCCUCGCCGGAACCCUAACCGCGCGACCGGGCGCCGCGUCUCUGAUCCCAGGUCUCCCGGACGACGUGGCAGCCGUCAUCCUCUGCCUGCUCACGUUCCCCGACCAGUCCCGCCUCCGCGCCACCUCCCGCGCGUGGCGGCUCCUCCUCUCCGCCGCGACGCUUCUCCCGCUCCGCCGCAGCCUCCGCCUCCCUUCCCGUCAGCUCCUAUGCCUCUUCCCCACCGACCCGUCGCUCGCCUCUCCGGUCCUGCUCGACCCCACCGCCCCCACCGCCUGGUGGCCCCUCCCGCCGAUCCCCUGCUCGCCGCAGCUCUACGGCCUCGCCAAUUUCGCUGCGAUCGCUGUCGGAAGCCACCUCUACGUCCUCGGCGGUUCUCGCUUCGACGCCCGGAGUUAUCCCCUUGGCCACCCCUCACCCUCCGCCGAUGCCUACCGCCUCGACCUCGCUCUCUCCCACCACCGCUGGGAGCGCCUCCCCGACAUGCACGUCCCACGCGGGAGCUUUGCCUGUGCCCCGGCGCCCGGCGGUGGGGUCAUCGUCGCUGGCGGUGGGUCCAGACACCCCACGCUCCCGUCCAACGGCAGCCGCACCAGCAGCACCGAGUUGUAUGACGCUGCCACCAGUGCGUGGCUCAUCGCUGCACCGAUGCUCCGGGAGAGGGCAGGGUGCGUGGGAUUCAUGGUGCACGGGGCUGGAGAAGGGAGGGAGGAUGAGUUCUGGGUGAUGGGUGGGUACGACGGGUAUACCACAGUGGGGGGAGUGGUGCCAAAUGAUGUGUACUGCCGGGAUGCGGUGGCGCUCGGAAUGUGGAGCAGGAAGUGGAGGGAGAUCGGAGAAAUGUGGGUGGAAGGGGAGAGACGGCGACUCGGGCCUGUGGCGGCCAUUUCUGCGGAGGAUGGAAAGGUUACGGACUUGUUCAUGCUCGAUGGUCACGAUGUCUUCAGGUAUGACUUUGGUUCAAACAGGUGGUUGAAGGAGGCAAGCUUGAGGAGAAAGAUCCCAUAUGCUGAGUUUUGUGGUUUUGUAUCAUUGAACGGUGAACUGCAUGUGCUUAAAUCUGCAAAAGUUCCUGCUGAAAUCUCUUAUCCACGGAGGCAGUUGAAGACAAGGCUGGCUUUGGAGUUUCAGGUGUACAACCCUGUGGCCAGGAAAUGGAGGGUGUUCACCACAUAUCCCCCUGUCGGUGUACCCUUUGAUUUCAGAACUGCAACUCUUUGUACAGUUGAGUUGUAGAACUGCUGAUGCUCACCAUUUACUAUAUAGAUUCAGAUAGCGGGUCGAAUAUCGAUUGCAAAUUUAGAUGUAAAUGUCAACAACUUGUAAUGAUGUCAGCGAAUACCGAGUACUUUGCAUUGUUGGGUACCCAUUUGUACAAAUAACACCGAACGGUGCAUUCCAAGUCAGACUGUGAUUCUGUAUAUUGGUGAAAUCUGCCGUAAUCCUUCUGUAUAUGGUUUCUGGUCGUGACAUCCUAAUAUUCUUUAUUGAUUUUGGAAACACCUAUUUUUGUCA
Molecule: messenger RNA, 1620 nt
Organism: Brachypodium distachyon (stiff brome)
Lineage: Eukaryota; Viridiplantae; Streptophyta; Magnoliopsida; Poales; Poaceae
Product: F-box/kelch-repeat protein OR23
Exons: 2
Coding region: 79-1341 (420 amino acids)
Molecular function (GO): protein binding
Source: RefSeq, a predicted model, not a curated record